Sordaria macrospora k-hell is the source of this 1092-nucleotide messenger RNA. The record is from RefSeq and is a predicted model, not a curated record. NCBI's taxonomy places the organism in Eukaryota, Fungi, Ascomycota, Sordariomycetes, Sordariales, Sordariaceae.
AUGUUCAUCGGCAUCUGCGGCAGUAUUUGCGCCGGCAAGAGCACCAUUGCUCAAUAUCUCGUCGAGCACCAUGGCUUUACACGCGUCUCGCUAGAGCACACAACCAAGACCAUUGAUGAUAUCGUCAAUGGCGAAUCCCCCAAUGACCACGUCAACGGUUUAGUCCGCAAACUUCUGCCCGCCUACAUCACCACCCCUUCGCAGACUUCAACCUCCGCCCGCUCCAAGGGCCACGUCUUCUCCUCCGCCGACGAUCUCCUCGACUUCAUCACCAAACACUGGCGCGAAAGAUGGGUAACGACCGACAUCCCCACCGAGGGGAUCCUCGACAUGUACAUCCGCCGACCUUUCUUCCUGCUCAUCAGCGUCGAUGCCCCCUUACCGUCCGAUGGCGCCGUUUCCCGUCACCGAAACAACAAGCAAUCCACCUCCUCCUCCGCCGGCGGUGCCGCUCUCCAGGCCGAAGCCGAGGCCGAAGACGACGAGGAAGAAGAAGAAAACCCAUUAACCUUUGAAUCCUUCGCCCACCUCAACGACACGCAACUCUUCCUCCCGCAAACCGGCCGGCUACCACUGAUGUCGCGCGCCACCGUCCGGCUCCUCAACACCUCACCCUCGCUUGCGCACCUCUACGCCACGCUGGGCAACCUCGACCUGCUCAACCCAGACCGCCUGCGGCCCUCGUGGGACUCAUACUUCAUGGCGCUCGCCUCGCUGGCCGCGCAGCGGUCCAACUGCAUGAAGCGGCGGGUUGGCUGCGUCGUGGUCCGCGACAAGCGCGUCAUCAGCACGGGGUACAACGGUACGCCGAGGGGACUGAUCAACUGCGGCGAGGGCGGGUGCGGGCGGUGCAAUGAGGGCCAGGGGUCCGGGCAGGGGCUUUCGACGUGUUUGUGCAUGCAUGCGGAGGAGAAUGCACUAUUGGAAGCCGGGCGGGAGAGGGUGAGAGAGGGCGCCGUCUUGUACUGCGAUACUUGCCCGUGUCUGACGUGCAGCAUCAAGAUUGCGCAGGUGGGGAUCAGCGAGGUGGUGUAUAGCCAGGGGUAUAGUAUGGAUGGGGAGACAGCGGGGUGUUUAGACAGGCGGGGGUGA